UCCAAAGAGGAAGUUCGGACAAGCUUAAAUGCCAACAGGUUGGCGCCGCGUUGGACCACCCUGUUUUGGAUCUGAAGGAGAACAGCCAAAGGGAGGGAACUUGCCUCUAGAAUACAGACUGACAAUCUUCCCCUCUCACCCCCCCCCAACCCCCUACACCCAGUCUCCCGCCCCAGGCCUGUGCGAUUCAGUCUGGGAAACGGAAAGGAAAGAGUCUACCAGCUUUGAACUGAUCAGUAUGGGGAAAGUACUCGAUAAAAUGUCAGCUCUAGGACCACAUAACGUUGUUCCAGGAGCAUCAAUAACUCCAAAUGCGCCUCCUUCCUAUGAAGAGACAAUGGCUAUCAACAGUCAUUUUCCUACUCCUCCCCCUGGGCCUGUACCAGGAAUAGUGCCAGGAGUAGUGCCAGGAGCAGAUGGGAAGGGUAUGAAUCCUCCUGCAUACUAUUCUCAGCCUUUGCCAGCUCCAAAUCCUAAUGCAAUUGCAGUUCAGACUGUGUAUGUGCAGCAGCCUGUCACCUUUUUUGACCGUCCUGUCCAGAUGUGCUGUCCCUCGUGUAACAAGAUGAUAGUGACCAGUCUCUCUUUUAAUGCAGGAGCCCUAACUUGGCUGUCUUGUGGCAGCCUUUGCUUACUGGGGUGUAUAGCUGGCUGCUGUUUCAUUCCAUUUUGUGUGGAUGCACUUCAGGAUGUGGAUCACUAUUGCCCGAAUUGCAAAGCUCUUCUUGGUACCUAUAAACGUUUGUAGGACCAAGGCAAAUGUGAUGAAUCUGCCUGAAAAGGUUUGCUGGCUUUUAAAGUUCUUCAGAAGCUUCACCAAGCCCACCAGGGGUGAUGGUCUGCUUUUUGGUGGUCAGAUUUUUCCAGUGGUCCAUUUAAAGGAGAAAACAACCAAAUAAACCAAACCAAACCCCCACCAACCUCCAAACUUAUGAACCUGCUGUUUGGAGGACUUGAAAGGACUUACAGAGACAUUCACCUCUAGAAUACUGGUUUAAAUGUAGUCUGCCUAUGUAUGAACCAAAGUCACCCCUGUCUUUGACUGAUUGCUGGCUUAUUUAAGAUUUCAUUUGGUGAUUGUUGAUUGGCAGGCCCCUCCUGCCUCCUCUGUUAGCACCUUUGCUGAUGGGCUUUACACAGAAGUCAUGGGCUGCCUUGGUUUUGAGACUGAACUAGCCAGAAAGAGGCUGAAUCAAUCUAUAGUGCCUAUAGUUUGCCCUUCUGUGGGGCAGAAUCUUGGUUUAGAGACCUUAGGAGAUGCUAAUCUCAGAUACCAUUUAAUUAGGGACUUUUUAUGAGCACAAAAAUUCACUUUAACUUUUUUA
Molecule: messenger RNA, 1325 nt
Organism: Phascolarctos cinereus (koala)
Lineage: Eukaryota; Metazoa; Chordata; Mammalia; Diprotodontia; Phascolarctidae
Gene: LITAF
Product: lipopolysaccharide induced TNF factor
Biological process (GO): regulation of cytokine production
Cellular component (GO): cytoplasmic side of late endosome membrane; nucleus; cytoplasmic side of lysosomal membrane
Molecular function (GO): zinc ion binding
Source: RefSeq, a predicted model, not a curated record